This is a messenger RNA of Abrus precatorius (Indian licorice), 1230 nucleotides long. RefSeq names its product probable N-acetyltransferase HLS1. NCBI's taxonomy places the organism in Eukaryota, Viridiplantae, Streptophyta, Magnoliopsida, Fabales, Fabaceae. The transcript is spliced from 3 exons. Gene Ontology annotation, molecular function: acyltransferase activity, transferring groups other than amino-acyl groups. The record is from RefSeq and is a predicted model, not a curated record. Bases 1 to 1230 code for a protein of 409 amino acids.
AUGGGAGAAGAAUUGGGCAUUAUGGUGGUUGUGACUGUGAGAGAAUUCGACCCAAAUAAAGACAGAGAAAGAGUGGAAGCUGUUGAAAGAAUAUGUGAGGUUGGACCCAGUGGAAAGCUUUCCCUCUUCACCGACCUCCACGGUGACCCAAUUUGCAGGGUCCGCAACUCACCUACUUUCCUCAUGCUGGUGGCGGAGAUAGGUGAAGACACAGUGGGAAUGAUAAGGGGUUGCAUAAAAACCGUUACGUGCGGAAAGAAGCUCCACAGGCAUGGAAAAACCAACACCCAACCCACUUCCAAACAACUCCCCAUAUACACCAAACUCGCCUACAUAUUAGGCCUCCGCGUUUCUCCCCAUCACAGGAGAAUGGGAAUAGGGUUGAAACUGGUCCAGAGGAUGGAGAAAUGGUUCAGGGACAAUGGAGCCGAGUAUGCUUACAUGGCAACGGAAAAGGACAACGUAGCAUCCGUUAAGCUAUUCACCGACAAAUGCGGCUACUCUAAGUUCCGUACCCCCUCUAUCCUCGUCAACCCCGUUUUCGCUCACCGAGUAAAGACCUCUUCCAAAGUCACCAUCAUCCGACUCACCCCAAACGACGCCGAAUUGCUCUACCGUAACCGAUUCGCCACAACUGAGUUCUUCCCGCGCGACGUCGACUCAGUCCUCAACAACAAACUCAGCCUCGGCACCUUCCUAGCCGUUCCGCGCGGCUCCUACUCAACCGACACGUGGCCCGGUUCAGACCGCUUUCUGUCGGACCCACCUCACUCCUGGGCCGUACUCAGUGUGUGGAACUGCAAGGAUGUGUUCACGCUCCAGGUGAGGGGCGCGUCGCGCGUGAAGCGGACCCUUGCCAAAACCACCCGCAUGUUGGACCGAGCCAUGCCCUGGCUCGGCUUGCCUUCUAUCCCCAAUUUCUUUCAGCCGUUUGGGUUUCACUUCCUGUAUGGGCUGGGAGGUGAGGGCCCCGAGGGGGUGAAGAUGGUGAGAGUUUUAUGUGGAUUCGCACAUAACCUCGCCAAAGAUGGUGGUUGCAAAGUGGUGGCUACAGAAGUUUCCAGCCACGAGCCGCUUCGGUUCGGGAUUCCACACUGGAAGAUGCUUUCUUGUGAAGAGGAUUUGUGGUGCAUUAAGAGACUUGGAGAAGAUUACAGCGAUGGUUCCGUUGGUGAUUGGACAAAAUCUCCUCCUGGAUUCUCUGUUUUUGUUGAUCCUAGAGAGUUCUAA